AACGUAACUUCCGGUGUUGUUCGGCGGGCUGGAUGAAAGCAGGAAAGCGACGUUUAGCGAGCUAAAGAUUUGCUCAACUAAAGCUGAUUUUUUAUUAUUAUUGUAAAUUAAACAAGCGUUUUCAGUAAAUUUGCGCCAGCCUCUUUGACACAUUUAUCACCGGCUUGCUGCGACUACAGCUGCUAGUUUUUCAUAAACCCGCCGUUAAUUUCUGCUGAACAAAAACCGAAAUUUAGCUUCUUAUUUACUCCGGACAUGGACCGACCGUGCAGACGAGUGAAGACGAAGGUUGUGAACUACUGUGAAAACAAAGACUUGGAAGAUGAUGAGGAUUUUGCCUGUUCGAAGGCACCGCCCAGCAAAAAGCCCAGAGAGGAAAUGGGACAAGAAAAGAAGAAAUCUGCAGGCAGGUCCUCCAGUCAAGAGACGACCCCCAAAUCUGUGCAGAGCGAGAAGAUCAGAAAACCUCUAGAUGAAAAGUUGUAUGAAAGAGAUCUAGAUGCAGCCAUCACCCUUUCUUUACUCAACAACUCAGGCGGAUUAAUGGAGUCUCCCACCAAUGUUAAAGUUCAGAACCCCAUGGAUGAAAACACAGAUCCAGCUUCUUUGCUCUUGUCCAACUGCUGUGUGGAUGGAGCACUUUUAGGCCUUGACGAAAUAACAUCUGAGAAAGCAUCAACAGCUUCUGACAGACAGAGGAAGACUUCGACUAAAGCGCCUGAGGAGCAGAGAAAAAAGGACGAAGACGAAGACUACAAACCCAAACUGAUGCCAGAUUCAGAGAGCGACGAGGAUUUCAGCGAGCCCGACGAGAGCGACGAUGAGGAGUUCACGGUGAAGAAAGCCAGCAAAGCUAAACGGAAGGAGAAAGUUCCCAAGAAGGACAAACCCAAACCCAGUCCUGCCCCCAGGAAAGAGAAGAAACGAUCCAAGCCGUCACACUCUAAACCAAACGCAGCAGCAGUGUCCCCCCCGGGCAGAAGCCCCCCUGCAGCCAAACCGGCUCCCAGCAGCUCGGCCUCAUCCUCCCCGGCUUCCACCGUGAAGCCUGUGAGCUCUCUGAGUCCAGCAGGGGGCAGACUACCCAAGUGGACCCCACCAGCUCAGAUCGGGAAAAGCCCCACCUCCUCCCAGACUCCGGCUGUGAAGUCUCCCAGCGCCGGGCUGAGACUAGGACUGUCCCGCCUGGUCCGGGUCAAACCUCUCCACCCGAGCGUUGCCAGCCACUAACAGAUAACCUGUCACUGCUGGUGUGUUAUGUGUGUAUAUUUUCAAUCAGAUCCUCACAUGUGUUAACUUCUUUCAACCCAAACUUGAUGAUUGCAGUGUAGAUGUUUUACCCUGGUAAAGAAAAUCAUCGCCGUAGAUCAGCAGCUCCUCGUUGGAUCUGAAGUCUUGACUUUAUUGUCCAACUCAUGUUUCAUUUUUUUUAUAUUGUAAUAAGUCCCUAAAAACUGUUCUUUGGUUUUAGAUUUCAUUGUUUCCUUGUUUUUCUUUCCUUUCUCUUUGAAAACAUUUUACUCCUCUUUGUAAUGCUUGUAUAUUCUGUACAUAAUCAUAAAAUAAAGAGAAAAAGCGUUCAUUGCAGA
Fundulus heteroclitus (mummichog) is the source of this 1589-nucleotide messenger RNA. It is a transcript of the gene rad51ap1, whose product is annotated as RAD51 associated protein 1. Gene Ontology annotation, biological process: double-strand break repair via homologous recombination; interstrand cross-link repair. The record is from RefSeq and is a predicted model, not a curated record. Lineage: Eukaryota; Metazoa; Chordata; Actinopteri; Cyprinodontiformes; Fundulidae. Bases 256 to 1230 code for a protein of 324 amino acids. Gene Ontology annotation, molecular function: double-stranded DNA binding; single-stranded DNA binding. The transcript has 9 exons.